Molecule: messenger RNA, 582 nt
Organism: Thamnophis sirtalis
Lineage: Eukaryota; Metazoa; Chordata; Lepidosauria; Squamata; Natricidae
Source: RefSeq, a predicted model, not a curated record
UAUAUAUUCUCCAGUGUUAUAGAUGAACUAAUAUAAAGCAAUAUCAAAUUACAGGAUUUGAGAAGUUCUGUACUGAAAAUAUGCAACUUCCUAGGAAGAGAACUAACUGAAAAGCAAGUGGAUGAUGUGGUGGAUAAAGCGACAUUUGAUAACAUGAAGGUGGAUUCUAGAGCAAACUACACAUUAAUGCCUCCUGAUAUUCUAGAUUUCAGCAAAGGAAACUUUCUUCGCAAAGGCACUAUUGGGGACUGGAAGAACCACAUGACUGUUGCCCAGAGUGAAAGGUUUGACUGUGUCUUUAAGGAGAGGAUGGAAAAGAUGCCCUUCAAGUUCUGCUGGGAUAUUCAGGAGGAUCCAGAGCCUAUUUCCAGCUCAGUGGAUGAAAAUAAUGUGUGAUAUAAACUUUCAAAUAACUUGAAUCAGAGAUGACCUUCCAAGAAUGGCCUUUAUGUAAUUGUAAUUUUCAAUUCUGAACUCUGCAGGGACCAUAGGACAGAGUAACAUUAAAUUCUUCAUUAUUUUUAAACAUUGUACAGCAUUUGUUUAUUGAUUUAAAUUUCCAUAGCUACCUGAGCAGUGUUG